Messenger RNA from Nanorana parkeri, 2074 nucleotides. It is a transcript of the gene GPC4, whose product is annotated as glypican 4. The record is from RefSeq and is a predicted model, not a curated record. Gene Ontology annotation, cellular component: plasma membrane; extracellular region; synapse. The transcript has 8 exons. NCBI's taxonomy places the organism in Eukaryota, Metazoa, Chordata, Amphibia, Anura, Dicroglossidae. The annotation marks the transcript as partial. Gene Ontology annotation, biological process: regulation of signal transduction; cell migration; regulation of protein localization to membrane.
GUGACCACCUAAAGGUCUGCUCACAGGGGCACACAUGCUGCUCUCAAGCCAUGGAGGAGAAGUACAAUCAGCAAAGUAAACAUGACUUCAAGGCCUCUGUCACUGAACCAUGUGGUAAUAUGCAGAAUAUUUUUGCUUCCCGAUACAACAAAUUUGAUGAAUUUUUCAAAGAGCUUCUGAAAAAUGCAGAGUCGUCAUUGAAUGACAUGUUUGUGCGGACUUAUGGACGUUUGUACAUGCAAAAUUCUGAACUUUUUAAGGAUUUCUUUGUGGAACUGCGGAAGUAUUAUGUUGGCGGAAACGUUAAUUUGGAGGAAAUGUUAAAUGACUUUUGGGCCCGAUUACUGGAGCGCAUGUUCAGACUGGUAAACCCUCAGUAUCAAUUCACAGAUGAAUAUUUGGAGUGUGUCAGCAAGUACACCGAUCAGCUGAAGCCAUUUGGAGACGUGCCACGUAAACUCAAACUUCAAGUCACGCGUGCCUUUGUGGCAGCUCGUACCUUUGCACAAGGUCUGGCUGUGGCCAGGGAUGUUAUAAACAAGGUUUCCACGGUGAACCCCACUCCUCAAUGUAUUCGAGCCAUGGUGAAGAUGACCUACUGUCCUCAUUGUAGAGGAUUGGUAACUGUAAAGCCUUGCAACAACUACUGUUUGAAUGUGAUGAGAGGCUGUCUGGCCAAUCCAGGAGAUCUUGAUACGGAAUGGAACAAUUUUAUAGAUGCCAUGUUGUUGUUAGCUGAAAGAUUAGAGGGCCCAUUCAACAUUGAAACAGUCAUGGACCCAAUUGAUGUGAAGAUUUCAGAUGCCAUCAUGAACAUGCAGGAAAACAGUAUGCAAGUGUCCCAAAAGGUGUUUCAAGGAUGUGGACAGCCGAAGCCCCUUCCCCCAGCAAGGUCUUCUCGAUCAGUUUCCGGGGCAAAUUUCAAUGACAGAUUUAGAGCCUACAGUCCUGAUGAACGUCCAACAACUGCUGCAGGAACAAGUUUGGAUAGACUGGUAUCUGAUGUGAAAGAGAAGUUGAAGUCUGCCAAAAAAUUCUGGUCUUCCUUACCCAUUAGUAUUUGUAAAAACAACUGGACAUCAGGUGUUAAUGAAGAUGAAUGUUGGAAUGGAAGUGAUAAAAGCAGGUAUCUGUAUGCUGUCAUGGGCAACGGUCUGGCAAGCCAGAUAAACAAUCCUGACGUAAUGGUGGAUGUCACAAAACCAGACAUGGUAAUUCGCCGUCAGAUCAUGGAUUUGCGUGUGAUGACAAACAAAAUGAAGAGUGCAUACAAUGGCAAUGACGUGAAUUUCAUUGAUAUAAGUGAUGAGAACAGUGGUGAUGGUAGCGGCAGUGGGGACUGUGAAACCUCACCAUGUGGAUUUCCAGUCAGUCCAACACAAGGACCAAAGACUGGCAGUGGACAACCAAAGGGGGGCAGGGUCAAUCUACAAGAGGGUGAUCCCCGGAAACUGCCCAGUGCAGCCUGGGCCAACACUGCUUCACAUUUCAUCAUCCUUCCAAGUAUCCUGUUUUUGGUGAGACAAUGGAGAUAAUAGAGGGAAUUCAAAACCCUUAUGGAAAACAGAAGAGACUUCUCAGUAUGGAAAGUGCACCUUUUAUUCGAACCAUCGAACAUUUUUUAUCUCUUUGUAAGCUGGACAAAGGUGUAUUGUUUUUAUUUUUUACCGCGUUGCCACAGGGUCAAGUGCUGGAUCUGUUGUCCCUCACCUCACUUUACCUGGAAAAUGGACUUGUCAAUCUUUCCUGAUACUCUAGGUUUAUUGUGGCAAGUAGACAUGUAUAUACAGAUCUGUAGGUAGCUGUGCUUUAUCACAUUUCUAAGUUACUAGUCCCAGGGUCACACUGUCAUACACAUUUUUAUUUUCUGUCUCCAAUUUUUUUAGUUCCCAUUUAAUUUUAACUGUACAGAAUCAGAUUUUAUUUAUCAUAUAUUUCGGGGAAAAUGACCAAGCAGCCAACAAAAUGAUGCUUUUUAAGUGAAGUGUUUGUUUUAAUGUAUUUACAGAUUAGGAAUAUCUGUGCUGGCUGAUAUUGCUGGCAGUGAUGUAUUUGGUAAAUUGACCAAGUGUCA